GAGUGCAUCUGCAAAAUGGCUGCCGGAGGAGCUCAUUUGAGCUCUGGGAAAAUUAAUUUAAGUCUGUUACGAGAUUUCUACCGUCGUGAAUUCUUAGAAUGCUUGGACAAAUGUUUAGGAACAAAGGCUCUUGUGUGGGAUGAUGCAUUGACAGGACCAUUUGGACUUAUAGCUGAAUACUCACUUCUAAAGGAGCAUGAGGUGGAGAAGAUGUUCCCGCUACGGUCAACAGGCCUUCCUAAGAACAAUGUGCAGAAUGUGUUGUUUAUAACCAGACCAAAACUGCAUUUAAUGGAGAUGAUCUCACAAAAUAUCCUGCAAGAAGAGCAACAAGGUGGCUUUAGAAAAGAAUAUUACCUGGUGUUUGUCCCUCGCAAGAGCCUCCUGUGUGAGAAGAAAUUAAAGGAGAUUGGAGUGUACGGGUCCUUCACCAGUGUGGAGGAGUUUAAUCUGGAGCUGAUACCGUUCGACUACGAUCUGCUCUCAAUGGAGAUGGACAACACGUUUAGGGACUGUUACCUAGACAAUGACUUCACCUCCAUGUACUACGCGGCACAGUCGCUGAUGACGCUGCAGGCGCUAUACGGGACAAUACCUUACAUCCAUGGCAAGGGGGACUGUGCUAAGAAUGUGGUGGACAUGAUGCGUCGGAUGAAGGGCGAGCUGAGCGGGCGUGAACCGCAGAUCACCCCCCAGAUAGACAACCUCCUCAUCUUGGACCGCACCGUCGACCUCCUCACUCCCCUCUUGUCACAGCUCACUUACGAAGGCCUCAUUGAUGAGGUGUUUGGCCUCAGUAACACAAGUGUCAAACUGCCACCAGAGAAGUUCUCCCAGAAGAAGGAGGAUGGGUCAGGUCCCUCAGAUGUCCCAUCUGAACCAAAGAAAAUCAUUCUCAACUCUGGAGAUGAACUGUACGCAGAUCUGAGAGACAAGAACUUCAAUGCUGUCGGUGCUGUUGUCAGCCGCAAAGCUAAAGUCAUCACUGCGGAAUUUGAUGAGCGACACAGUGCAAAGACAGUGGGAGAGAUGAAACAGUUUGUGUCUAAACUGCCCCACCUCCAGGCCGCCCGACAGUCCCUGGCCACGCAUACUUCAAUCGCUGAGUUGAUCAAGGAAGCAACAGACCAGGACGAGUUCAUGGACUCCCUCCGCUGUCAGCAAGAAUUUAUUAAUGGCAUGGAAACGGACAAAGUCCACCCCUACAUUGAAGACGCCAUAGCCAAGCAGGAAGUCCUCACUAAGGUACUGAGGCUGAUCUGUAUCCAGUCUUUCUGCAACGAUGGACUGAAGCCAAAAGUUCUUGACUUCUACAAGAGGGAAAUAGUCCAGACGUACGGGUUCGAGCACAUGUUGACUUUGAUGAACCUGGAGAAAACAGGGCUGCUUCGUCCCCAUGGCAACCGUACAUACACAGUAAUCAGGAAGUCACUGAAGCUGAUAGUAGAGGAUGUCAAUGAACAGCUCCCUAAUGACAUCUCGUACGUGUUCAGCGGCUACGCCCCCCUGAGUGUGCGCCUGGCCCAGUAUCUGGCGCGGCCGGGCUGGAGAAGCAUCACAGAAGUACUCAACCUUCUGCCGGGGCCCAAAGUAGAGGAAAUACAACAGAUACCGGUAGCACUCAGGAAAAGAAGAAGUUCCAUCUCCUCCCAGCAUUCCAGUUCUGGGGAUCAGAAAGUGACACUCGUCUUCUUCCUCGGGGGCGUGACGUUUGCAGAGAUCGCGGCACUCCGCUUCCUUGCACAGCAGGAUGAUGGUACUGAUUAUAUUGUUGCUACAACGGCCAUCGUUAAUGCGGAAAAUUUCAUCAAGCCUUUAGUGGAGCAGUUUGAGUCCCAGCUGAGUGACUCACCAGCUUACUAGUCAGUCGUCUCAGUUGCGGCACAGACUACUUGAUUGCAACAACCAAGAUCAUUACGGGGAAGCACUUGAUUGAGUCUUUACAGGAGAAGAUAGAGACUGUCAAACUGAACCCAUUCUGAGAUUGCCAAAUCAAAGUGAAUCUAAGGUGGAAGCAUGACAUGCUCUGUGCAAUCAAUGUUACAGGUGACCCUCCCAGCAUCCAGCUCCUCGUCCAGCUUGUCAUGAUGAUGAACAGUGCAGUCUGUGUUCUGAUGUGGGUGAUGCCAACACCUGCUGUGCCAGAUGUAGCAGUAUUUGGAUUAAGGGAAAACUGAGGAGUGGCCUUACUGUGCCCAUAUUGUGCUAGAAUUCACUCUGUGUAAUUAACCAAAAGUUAUUUGUGCCAGAUGUAGCAGUAUUUGGAUUAAGGGAGAACUCGGGAGUGGCCUAACUGUGCCCAUAAUGUGCUAGAAUUUUAGAGUUAUGUCCCUUUGUGCUAUUAUUUAACAGUUUUGUCCCUUAGUCGUGACAGAAUCCUACUUUCACACUGAUUAUGAUUCUUGAUUUGUCAGCUCCACGUGUCGUCGGUUUCACCAACACGGGAAACAUCUAGGACCUAUGUCGCUAGGUGACUCUCAUGUGCUAACUCAUACUGUGAAUUUCUCUGUGAGUUUUCUCUCCUACUUACUCACUGGCACUUACUCUAGUGGAUCGGGUGGUCAUGCUUGGUGACUUGGUUGACACCAUCAUACCACAUUGACAUGGGUGAUUGCUCAUGAUACUAAUAACUGGAUUGUCUGAUCCAGACUGAUAGCGCUGGAGAUGCGAACCCUUUCUGCUCACACCUGGUGUCACCACUGUUGUUUAGUGAUCCAUCCAUAUAAUGUUCAUCCUAAGUUUGCCUUUUUCACCCAAUGGAAACUGUUUUGGCAGAUAACUAAAUACAGUUCAAAGAGAGAGUAUGUAUAACUAACUCACUCAUUCAUUCAAACUCAUAAUCUUGGAAGCCAUAACUGUUUGAAACCAAUUUAACACAGCUGUGGAACUAUCCUGGAAAUAUCCCAUAAAGAUAAACCAGAUUACAUGACACCAAUCUCUAGUGUAUUUAAUGCUGAACUGAAAUAUGAAUCUUUAGAUGAUAAUUCUGACCAUAAAUUCAUUAGCUACACGAACAACAAACAUAAUCCCAUGAAACAUAAUAUGAGUAAUUCCCCUUCAUUUUCCCCCUCCCCUCCCCCAAUCAGAAAACAUCAUGCACAACUGAUCAAAUCAAGGCAGGUAAGAAAUAUCACAUUGUCAUUGUUGGUAUUUGUGCUAUCAGAUAAUGGUUUACCUAAGUAAUUAUGCAUGGUGCUGGGAUGGCUGGUGUCUGGUCCUGGUGGCCUGGGAGUUCCUGUUGUGAAACUUGUACAUACCAAAACUGUAUUAUGUAAAUCUGAUCUGUACAUAACCAUGCUGUAUAUUGGUAAAGAAAAUAUAUGAAACAUGACUUAAAA
Messenger RNA from Haliotis rufescens (red abalone), 3338 nucleotides. Its product is annotated as vacuolar protein sorting-associated protein 33A-like. Gene Ontology annotation, biological process: vesicle-mediated transport; intracellular protein transport. Lineage: Eukaryota; Metazoa; Mollusca; Gastropoda; Lepetellida; Haliotidae. Gene Ontology annotation, cellular component: CORVET complex; lysosome. The transcript has 17 exons. The record is from RefSeq and is a predicted model, not a curated record. Bases 16 to 1863 code for a protein of 615 amino acids.